AUGACGGCAGAAGAGAAAAAGGGUGAGGAUACAGCGGCGAAAUUACGCAAGGAGGAGGAUGCGCGGCGUACAAUGGAGGCGGUAGAGAGUUUGAGAGCCGCAGAGGAGCAGAGGAGAGCGGAGGAGGAACGGCAGAGGGCUGCGGCUGCCGAGAGGGCGAGGGCGGAGGCAGAGGCGAAAUUACGCAAGGAGGAGGUUGUGAGGCUUGCAAUGGAGGCGGCAGAAAGGGCGAAGGUUGCAGAGGAGCAGAGGAGAGUGGAGGAGGAACAGCAGAGGGCUGCGGCUGCAGAGAGGGCGAGGGCGGAGGCAGUGGCGGUAUUAAGCAAGGAGGAGGAUGCGUGGCGUGUAAUGGAGGCAGCAGAGAGGGCGAGAGCCGCAGAGGAGCAGAGGAGAGCGGAGGAGGAACAACAGAGGGCUGUGGCUGCAGAGAGGGUGAGGGCGGAGGCAGUGGCGGUAUUAAGCAAGGAGGAGGAUGCUCGGCGUGCAAUGGAGGCAGCAGAGAGGGCGAGAGCCGCAGAGGAGCAGAGGAGAGCGGAAGCCGCAGAGGAGCAGAGGAGAGCGGUGGAGAAACGUCAGAGGGCUGCGGCUGCAGAGAGGGCGAGGGCAGAGGCAGUGGCGAUAUUACACAAGGAGGAGGAGGAUCAGCUUGCAAUGGAGGCGGCAGAGAGGGCGAGGGCAGCAGAGGAGCGGAGGAGAGUGGAGGAGGAACGGCAGAGGGCAGUGGCUGUAGAGAGGGUGAGGGCGGAGGCAGAGGCAAUGGUUCGCAGAGAGGAGGAGGCGCGCCGUGCAAUGGAGGCGACAAUGAGGGCUAGGGCCACAUAG
Closterium sp. Naga37s-1 is the source of this 822-nucleotide messenger RNA. NCBI's taxonomy places the organism in Eukaryota, Viridiplantae, Streptophyta, Zygnematophyceae, Desmidiales, Closteriaceae. The record is from the annotation of a GenBank genome assembly.